Molecule: messenger RNA, 1854 nt
Organism: Penicillium daleae
Lineage: Eukaryota; Fungi; Ascomycota; Eurotiomycetes; Eurotiales; Aspergillaceae
Exons: 3
Coding region: 1-1854 (617 amino acids)
Biological process (GO): transcription elongation by RNA polymerase II; poly(A)+ mRNA export from nucleus; post-transcriptional tethering of RNA polymerase II gene DNA at nuclear periphery
Cellular component (GO): transcription export complex 2
Molecular function (GO): RNA binding; double-stranded DNA binding
Source: RefSeq, a predicted model, not a curated record
AUGGCCCGCCAAGCUCCCAUUCUGGAUGAGUUUCUAGGCGGCAUAGCCGUUCAGAUCCAAAAUCGCGAUGGCGCGAAACUGCAGGAUUUUCUGCAGAUUGAGCCUCCCCUGUCAGAUGCCUACCAGCGCUUGAUUCAGGAGCUCCGCGAACGUUAUCCCCCGGGCCCUCAGAGCGAUUCGGAUCUUUUACAACGAUGUGAAACACUGGUACCGCGCACCAAGGGUGGUUCAUCAUGGACAGCGUUCCCGACCUUCAUGAAGCUCUACUUCACUUUCCUGCGCGAUGUAAAUACCGAUAAUCUGCUUGAUACCUACAACCAGCUCAAAGCACUACUGAAUCAAUGCGUUAUAGCGCUUGGUGACAGCCAGAUGGGGGUGAUUGUUCUUCCCACUGUCCUCUACCUGUCGAAAGUGUUAGCGAAGCUAGCAAUGGGAUUAGACCGCCGGCCGGAACUAAUCGCCCAUAUCUUGCGCAUCGAAGGAGCAAUGGACAAUGAUGAGAGCACUGAAAAAGUGACAUUGGUGGAACAGUCGGCAAAUGUAGUACGCGAAGCCUUCAUCAAGUGCUUGACAGAUCGCACUGGCACCCCGGGACCACAAGGAAAGCCCGAAGGGAAGCGUGUUGGGAUCUACCUCAUGGCCAACCUCUGCCUUAAACUCCUCUUUCAGUGUGGCAAGUUGCGAAAUGCUGAGCAAAUGUUUGCGAGCAUCACUGCCCAGUCUCCUCCUUUAGCCCAUUUUCCUGCCUCGCAGCGUGUGACAUACCUCUACUACCUCGGCCGUUACUUAUUCUCCAACAACCUCUUCUAUCCCGCUCUUAUCGCUCUUCAGGCUGCAUAUGAUCAAUGUCACCGCCAGGCUAUCAGCCAACGACACUUGGUUCUCGCCUAUCUGAUCCCAUGCAACAUUAUCAUGGGCCGAUUCCCGUCUCGGAAACUACUACAACGACCCGAGGCAAACGGAUUGACCGAUCAAUUCGAACAGUUGUGCCGAUUGAUUGUUCGUGGCGAUUACAUCGCUUUUCGAGAGUAUCUCUCCCCAAGUUCGCCCGCUGCCGAGUGGUUUGCCCGCAAGGGAAUCUUGCUCACACUCCGCAACCGAUGUGAGAUUAUGGUGUGGCGGUCAUUUUGUCGAAAGGUGUUCAUUCACAGUGGAUUCCAUGGGGACCCGCAGGCGCAGGCGCAGCGUGGUCCCCCGCCUUAUCUCUACCUCGAGAAAUUGACUGUGGCUACCCGGUGGCUCCAGUCACAGCAUCGUCAGACUCAACGACCGAACGGAAUCAGUCAUGCGACACCUGAAUUUCACUUUUAUGGUUCUCAGAUCAUUCCCGAGGCAAUUGAUCCCGACUUCGGUGGUCUCGACAGCUCUGAGAAUCCAACAGCACAGCAAUUAUUAGAAAAGUUUGGCGAUUAUCUAGCCCCGGACGGAUUUUUCGAUGAAGGGGGUCAUUGGCAUGACAACAUGCCCGGCCAGUUGAUUGAUGGCAAUCCAGGCGUUGAUUAUGAUGCGUUUGAGUUGGAUCCCUAUGCCGAGGCCACGGAGGAUGGCCCAGAAGCAGAUAAACAGUCUCUACUCAUGGAAGAGGUCGAAUCUAUUCUUGCCUCGCUUCUCACCCAGGGACUCAUGCGCGGGUACUUGACCCAUCGCAAUCCCCGUUUCGCUAUCCCUGGCGCUCGGUUGCGGGGUGCCUUGCCAACAGGCUUCCCCAACAUCUGGGAGACGAUCUUUGCUCGUGAGAAAGACGAUGAUAACGUUCCCGGAUGGGUACGACCUCCCCCACCAGGGCCAUUGGGCGCCGCUGGUGGUGGCCGAGUGGUGAAUCUGUCAGGAGCACGACCAGUUGGCGUACAAUAA